UGCUUGCCCCGGAGACUUCAAAAGUGGUCGUCCCCGAACUUCCAGCCUCGGAGAUCACGGCCUCCACGCCUGGCGGUGCUCCUGUCCUCGAGGGCCAUGGGCCGGAUCUCCGGCCUCGUGCCUUCUCGCUUCCUGACGCUCCUGGCGCAUCUAGUGAUCGUCAUCACCUUAUUCUGGUCUCGCGACAGCAACAUCCUGGCCUGCCUGCCACUCAGGUUCACCCCCGAGGAGUAUGAGAAGCAGGACACUCAGCUGGUGGUAGCGCUCUCUGUCACCCUGAGCCUCUUUGCAGUGGAGCUGGCCGGUUUCCUCUCAGGAGUCUCCAUGUUUAACAGCACCCAGAGCCUCAUCUCCAUUGGGGCUCACUGUAGUGCGUCUGUGGCCCUUUCUUUCUUCAUAUUCGAGCGUUGGGAGUGCACGACAUACUGGUACAUUUUUGCCUUCUGCAGCGCCCUCCCAGCUGUUACUGAAAUGGCAUUAUUCGUCGCCGUAUUUGGGCUGAAAAAGAAACCUUUCUGAUCACCGUAAUGACGGGAACUUAAGGAUGAAAUCCAGAGGAGC
This is a messenger RNA of Propithecus coquereli (Coquerel's sifaka), 561 nucleotides long. RefSeq names its product transmembrane protein 107 (gene TMEM107). Gene Ontology annotation, cellular component: MKS complex. Bases 97 to 519 code for a protein of 140 amino acids. The record is from RefSeq and is a predicted model, not a curated record. The transcript is spliced from 5 exons. NCBI's taxonomy places the organism in Eukaryota, Metazoa, Chordata, Mammalia, Primates, Indriidae. Gene Ontology annotation, biological process: protein localization to ciliary transition zone; non-motile cilium assembly.